This is a messenger RNA of Symbiodinium necroappetens, 1404 nucleotides long. NCBI's taxonomy places the organism in Eukaryota, Dinophyceae, Suessiales, Symbiodiniaceae. The record is from the annotation of a GenBank genome assembly.
AUGUCGGUCACGUGUACCGAGACCUUGCCCACGCAUUACAGAGGCUCCCUCAGCUCCGGCUCUCCGAGGUCCAACAUAAUCGGCCUCAGCCGCUCCCCUACCUUUGGGCUUGGGGACCCCUUCGAGGCAGAGAGCUCCGACUCUCGAGCUUCUCAGGUUGCUUUGGAGGAGCGGAUGGCUCCCUUGCCAUCGCUUGGCCUCGUGAUGUACUCUGGGUUCCUGUCAACCUUGGCCUUAGACAUCGUGGUCGCGACGGUCGACGAGUACUCCAGAAAACUCGGGGCAGGGGCGCUCUUCAGUGGACUUGUCAUUGCGUUGACGCCUGUUCUCCAAGGCUUGAUCGGGGUCCCUCUCAAUCGCUGGAUGUUGAAAUCAGCUUCCAUGAAGACGGUGAGUAUUCUUAUGGCUGCUGGUAUGGUUGUGGGACAUAUCAUCUACUCCCUUGCCGGGCUCAUGCACUCGAAAUUGGCCGUGCUGUUUGCUCGCGCUCUCAUUGGCAUUUGUCAGUUCCAAUUGUUUGCACCCAUCUACAUUGCAGAUGCUGUGGGUGUCAAGAGGCGAACACCGGUGUUGUUUGUGUAUUCUGCAGUCGCGACUUCGGCGCUGGCAGUGGCCCCGGCCAUUUGCGGUUUGCUGGAAACCUUCCUGCAUGAGCUGCGGGUUCAUAAUCUUGUGCUGGACUCCGACACAGCCCCCGGUUGGUUCAUGGCGAUUGUAUACUUUUUGUACUUGUUGAAGGUGGUCUUUUUCUUCGAGGACCCAGAAAAGGUGCGCUCACCGGAAACGAGCCAUGCUACUGCAUCCCCGGUCGAGGAGCGGGAGUCACUGUGGACGACUGGCAUCCUUCUGUGCCUCUUAGCAGGCUUUGCGAGCACUAUGACGAACAUCGGGUGCAUGGUCUACUUCACGCAACUGUCGCAGCACACUUGGCACUGGAGCGUGGCAAGGAGUUCCUGGGCUCUUGCAGGGCUCAUGGCGGUCGUGUGCGUGCUGUCGCUGGGGAGCAGCCGGCUCGUGAAGCUCGUGGAGGACAGGAAGGGCCUCCAGCUGAGCACGCUCUCCACUGCGAUCAUCUCCACACUUGCUUUGCACUUCUCGUCGAGCUGGUCCGCGGCCACGAUGACAUUGACCUUCGUUGGCCUGUUGCUCCUCCAGGCUACCAGCUGUGUGGUCAAGAGCUACGCCUAUGCACUCACGCCGAAGAUCGUGGCUCCGCACUUGAAGGAUCGAGCCGCAUCUUGGCUGCUUCUGGCUCUGACCCUGGGCCGAGGGGUUGGGGCGCAAGUUGGGGUGAUCUUCACUCCCGUGUCCUUUGCGUUCACCAUGCUGGGCACGUACCUUUUGCUCUUUGCCCUCGUUUCCGUCUUCCGAUCUCGGAUGAAGCAGCACGCCAAGGCCGUGUAA